AUGCUUCCCACAAAGCCGUUGUGGGCCUUGCCGGCUCUUUCGUUGGCUGCACUCGCCGCGGCAGACGUUCAGGAGAGGGAUUCAAACGGGGGAAUCUACAAGAACAACACGGACUGCUACCCUGCGACUGUGACGGAGACAUCUGUGAGCACCUGCUAUGAGACUGUCACAGAGACCUGCACAGAGACUGUACAUGAUACUACAACUUACCUAGACACGAUAACUCUGUUUACAACAAUCGAUUACUUCUCCACCAUCACGGACGAAGAUACCACCACGACAACUCAAUAUAUCACGAAGACGACAACGUCCAGCGAGACAUUCACAACGUCAUACCCGUACUAUGUGACAAUCUGCGCGGGAUCGCCCGUUACGACGAUCUAUGGCUAUGGCCACCCGACUUCAGACAAGAAGUGUGUCGUCAGCACUUCUUACGUCACUACCACUAAGACCGCCACAAAGACCUUCGUUACAAGUGUGCCUACGACAGUGCCUACGACAGUUCGCAUCACGGUGCCAACGACCAAGACUACCACAAAGAAGACGACAGAGACUGAUACGACAACAACUACGAGGGCAACGACGACGACGACAACCUACACCACUCUAGUUCCCACGACCCUCACGUCUACUUAUACCUCUGUGACCACCGUCCCCACAACAAUCACGGUGGAUCAUACUAGUAUAACGACACGCUGGGACACGACCACCUACUCGACUGUUUCCACUCUGACUACUAGUGUCCUAGUGACAUCUAUUGAAACCUACGUAACUACUACGACGGAAGUUUUGACCAGUGCGACUACAGACACUACAACGGACACGGUGACUGCCACGGACACGAAAACUACAACAGAGGUCUCAGUUUCUCCUACGACCGAUACUGAAUAUAUCACUGAAACGUCGAGCAUUACAUACACUACUACCUCGGUAAUAUCUCUUCCUGGAUUCAGCACUACAAGUACUUAUGUAACGACGGAGGUUCUUACCACAACUCUGCCUGCAUCGACGUCGUAUAUCACCGACACUACUACAUAUACGACAAUCUCAACUCUCCCAGGUACUUCGGGAACGAUCACAAUCAUCACAACCGAGCUUAUUACUCUACCGGCAUCGACAACAACAGAAAUUACUACUGAUGAGGAGACGUCGUUUAUCACUGUGACUUCUCAAACUACUCACACAACAGUUUCGACUCUUCCGGGCUCCUCGGGGACAACUACAUUUGUAACAACGGAGCUGCUUACGACAACACUGCCUGCGUCAACUGUGACGAAAACAACUCAGCUUCCAGGGUCUUUAACUACGUUAUCAGGAUCCACGCUCACUUCGCUCGUUACCAUCAGCCAACUGGGUACAACAUCUGUUCAGACCACUACUGUAACAGUUCCACCCCAGACAGUCACCUUGACAACUUCCAUCAUUGGGGACUUGACAAUAUGUCCAACCCCGACCAAUGCGGCAGGAUUUGCGAUGCCUACUUACGAUGCCAAAUCCAACUUGACAUGGGGUUGCCCCCCCGGUACCGUUUGCAGCCCGCCUUUACUGGGUGACUGCAACUUCUGGGCCGGUCCACCAGAGAAGGAAUAUGUUUGCGAGAGUCAGGCUUACUGUAUUCCGUCGCCAGGAUAUACUCCGGUCAGCUGGCCGGAGAACAGCACUGGUUAUUACCCUCCAACAAAAGGUUACUUCAAUCUCCCGCCACCUGCCUUCGGGCUGAGCUACGACAUCUUCGAGGAAGAAUUCAUUGUGAAAAAAGUCAUUGAUGCGAACGGCCACAAGUCGAAGACUACUAUUACAACCGGAAACUGGGAAUCACAGACCGAUAUCACGGAAUACCCGCAAACUACUACUCUGAGUUACGCAAAGCGUGGUUAUGCCGCAGGCUUCAGUCGACUCUCGAAGCGGGAUUUGACAAUCCCUGCGCUAUGCUACGACUUAUGCAAUAAUGUGAACCUUGAAGGGCAAAGCAAAGGCAAGUCGUAUGAGUUAUUAUGUGCCGAUGGAACUGCUUUCAGGAAUGGUUACAACGCCUGCCUUGAGUGUAUUAAUGCGCAUACAAACGACCAGGCCAACAGCGGGCGUGCUGUGGAUAAUCAACUCAACCAGUUCAUCACCUUUUGCGACUUAACAGCGGCUGAGACAACUCAAUCAAGUUCUGCGGCCGGUCAAGUCACAAACACAUCACCAGCAGGUUCGACGGGCACCGGACAGCCCACACUAACGGAAACUUCCAUCAUGCCCAUUACUUCAACCUCGGUGCCUGCGACUACUACCGCCUCCUCGACCACUUCAUCGGAAACAUCGGCCACCGAGGAGACGACCAGCACAGACGUGACCAGCACAGACGCGACCAGCACAGAUACGACCAGCACAGAUGCGACCAGCACAGAUACGACCAGCACAGACGCGACCAGCACAGAUACGACCAGCACAGACACGACCAGCACAGACACGACCGGCACAGUCGCUACCAGCACGCCGAGCAGCACCGAAGAAACCACAUCACCCACUGCAAGUGAGACCGCACCUGGAUCCUCGACUGCGACUGAAGUCUCCUCUGCGGCGGAUACCAGCAGCGGCUCGGGUGGUACCACUUCGAGGGUCGAGUCAACAACCGCCCCGGGCACCACGGAGGAACCUACCACCACCACUUCCCCGACCGGCGGCUCCUCGCCCACGGUUUCGCCUACAGAAACAACCAGCGUUCCGGCAACUGUUAGUCCGGGUGCCGCGUCUCGACUCCACAAUCCAUCCACCUCGGCAUCGUUCCUCUUCACGAUCCUGGCUCUCAUCUUCGCCUUCUAA
Pseudomassariella vexata is the source of this 2808-nucleotide messenger RNA. RefSeq lists its product as uncharacterized. The transcript is spliced from 9 exons. Bases 1 to 2808 code for a protein of 935 amino acids. The record is from RefSeq and is a predicted model, not a curated record. Lineage: Eukaryota; Fungi; Ascomycota; Sordariomycetes; Amphisphaeriales; Pseudomassariaceae.